AUGACUACAUCUAAAAUAUUAAUUGGAGUUUGUUUUAUUAUUUUUGCUGGUAUCUUCGAUUUCGCGAAGGCAGUACCACAAUGGCGCAGGGGAUUAAAUGGCUACGAAUAUUUAAUCGAAAUUGAACAAAAGUACAACUGGUUUGAAGCAUCACACCUCUGUGCAAGUCAAAAUUUGCAUUUGGUGGAAAUUGACUCGGAGAAAAAGAAUACGGAUUUGAUCCAUGUGCUGAAAAUAUAUCCAGGAUCUUCGCGUAAUUUAUGGUUGGGUGCCAAUGAUGAAUUCAAUCAGGCCAAAGAUAAGAAACGUGCCUUCUACUGGUCGUCGGGAAAGAAAAUGGUUUUCAACUUCUGGUCCAUUGAAAAUCCCAAUAAUGCUGCCAGCAAUGAACAUUGCGCACAUAUUUGGCAUUCCAAAGCCAAUUUUGAGUGGAAUGAUAAUGUUUGUACAAAUAAAAUGGGCUACAUAUGCGAAAAAGAAAUCCAAUAGUCCAAUUUCUUGGUGUGAUUCAUUUUUCAAUAAAAUCAGUCUAAUUAAAAAUCCAGUACAUUAAAAGCCGAAA
Stomoxys calcitrans (stable fly) is the source of this 562-nucleotide messenger RNA. Its product is annotated as lectin subunit alpha-like. Bases 1 to 489 code for a protein of 162 amino acids. Gene Ontology annotation, molecular function: carbohydrate binding. NCBI's taxonomy places the organism in Eukaryota, Metazoa, Arthropoda, Insecta, Diptera, Muscidae. Gene Ontology annotation, cellular component: external side of plasma membrane. The transcript is spliced from 3 exons. The record is from RefSeq and is a predicted model, not a curated record. Gene Ontology annotation, biological process: biological process involved in interspecies interaction between organisms.